CGAGGCGAGCACACACCGCUGAAGUUGGGAGAUCUCCAGUGGAGAUCAUGCUUCGAAAAGUGGCGCGACGUGGGGCGGACGGCUUACAAUGCGGUGGUGGGAGCACCCGAACGUAACCCGCGCGCUACGCUCAGCCGCGAGGGACGUCAGUUGGGGGCAAAAGUGGAGGCGGGGGUCCAGAACCCGCGGGCUUAGGCCGUCCCGGGCCGCUUACGCGCGGAACACGCGGUCCGCCGAGCCGCUCCGCGCGGCAUUACGUCGCGCACCGUCGACCGCGACUGACGUUCGCGCGAGAGAGGACCGACUGACAGACCGACCGACCUCGCGAUUAUAACGCAAUUCGCUAGAAGGAAAUGUCAGAAGAUAUUAUGUAGGAAAAGUGCGCCGUUCGUCCAAGUGUAACGUCGUGACGUUCUAACAGAUUCGAGGAAUUGGCGUCAUCUGACAGCGACAACCUGUAGGAGUAGACAGAUGAUUAGGUGUCGCCGACGGUAGUGUUUUCGUAGAAGAUACUCGAAUAGUGAUGGAUAUCAAUUUCGAAUGAUACCGAGUGUUGAGUGAACUGCGAGUCGACGGUGACACGACGGUACUUAAAAUCGUCGGACUAUCCGCUAAACCGACGUGCGAGAGAUGCAACGGUGCACCAUCAAAGAAUCUCAGAGACAACGAUCGUUGAUCAUGGGGGAAACCCGUUACGCGACGCCGCGGUAUUGAGAUCCACAUCUGCGAUUAUGACGAUCUCUCGUUCGAUCAUGAAAAAUGGUGCAGUCAUCAAGGAAGAGGAACGACUGAUCGAUCACGAACAACGAAGGAUCUGUUGGAGCAGCUGGUAGCGAGGCACGAAGACGGAACGACUUCGGGGUCGCUUCCGUCCGCGAAGCAAGUGAAAUCACGACGUCCCGGCCGGGGGGUGCGUGCUUAGGCGACGAGGGGCGGCUACUGGCCGAUGGGAUGCAUCUACCGGUGGGUUCCGUGGCCUGCGGGGAGAAUUACGGCACCGUUGGAUCCCACGAAGGCGCCGGCCCGUGCGGUCCCUCCCUGGCGCCGCUGCAAGGUGUAAACAGCAGGUACCACCAGGUAGACGACGCCGACGCCGGGGGUGGAGGUGGCGAGAUGAGCGAGAGUGCCGCCGUCGGCGAACUAUGGUGGACCGAAAGGCUCGUCGGCGAGGCGCAAGCCGAGCAUCCUGGAGAACUCGUCAGGACAGGUUCGCCGUAUUUCCUAUGCAGUCAACUACCGACUCACUGGCGAUCCAACAAAACGCUGCCAGUGGCUUUCAAAGUGGUUGCUCUCGGCGAGGUCGGCGACGGGACCCUAGUGACAGUCCGAGCUGGCAACGACGAGAACUGUUGCGCGGAGCUGCGAAAUUCGACCGCGCUUAUGAAGAAUCAAGUCGCCAAGUUCAACGAUCUCAGGUUCGUCGGCAGAAGCGGCAGGGGAAAGAGCUUCAGCAUCACCAUUACCGUAUCGACGACGCCUCCCCAAGUGGCGACCUACACGAGGGCGAUUAAGGUGACCGUCGACGGACCGCGGGAGCCGCGAUCGAAAACGAGGCAGCAACACCAGCAGUUCCGCGCGCUCGGCCUGGGACAAAGGCCCUUCCUUGACGCGCCGACCUCGUUCAGAUCCCACCUGCGGGAACUCGAAUCCUUCGGGAGGAAUAAGCAUCACCAUCAUCACAGUAGUCACUUACACGACCAGCAGACCGGCAACAACGUCACCACGAAUUCGGUUAGCGGUGCCUGCACCAACCCCAACAACACCGACCCGACCGCAUCGCCGGCUUCCAGUACACACCUCGGGGCUACCGGCGGCUCCUCGGUUCAUCAGGAUUGCUACAAGCGCAGCCCUCAACACGGCGACACGGGUGUCGGCACGACGGAAUGGACUUACCCGUCCACGGCGCCGUCUUAUCCUGCGCCUCCAGUCAGCAGCGGUGGUUCCUAUUCGCCCCUGCCCGGCGGCGCGUUCUCGUAUCCCGGGGAAUCAUUGUCGCAUCAUCCCACGACGGAACCGGUGCCGCUGCCAACCGUUCUGCCCUCGGAGAAUCAGCAGGACACCUACACGCCAAACUGCAUGUCCAUGUAUUCGGGACACGGCACCUCGCCGACGUCCUUACCCUUGGUGCCGGCCAGCGCCAGGCCCAGCGACCCCGACAUCUUCGCCGGGGGCGGCACGGGCAGCGGUAGCCCAGGUUACCACUACGGCUCGUGGACACCUGGCCCCGCCACUCCGGUCCCGGUAGCUUCCCACAAUUACAACCCCAAUUAUCAGGGCUACUACAACAAUCCGGGUCAGAACUACAUCAGCCCGCCGCCCAUGGUCCUCUACCCUCAACUGUACAGCACCGUGAAUCAAAACCAGAUACACCUGCACCUGCACGGCGACAUCAGCGAAGAGCAGGUCACCAUAGCCGGCAGCAAUCUCACCAUCAGCAGCAUCCGAGAGAUCGGCGUGCUCGGUGAGGAGAGCGAGCAGAGGAACGACGUGUGGAGGCCGUACUAGACAGAAAGAGAAAGGAUGGGGGAUCCCCGAUGCGGCGGGGAUCGAGAUCGUCGGCGGCGGCGGCGGCGACGCAAGGUGCCGGGCGUGAAUCGCAGUGCGCGAGUUCCCGAUUGUGGCAAUGUUAUAAUCCGUAGUUAGUGCUGUGACGACGUGUGCAAGCGUCGCUUCUCUGGAACGAAAAGCAGCGUGUGUCCUUCUCUCCGGAGGAGCAAAGGUGCGCGAGGUCGCUGUGCGACCGCCGGGGCGAGCCUCCCGAACGUCUGCAGUCGCGCGAGUCAUCGCGACCGCGAGCAAAAGCCGGCUCGUGAACGAUAUCCGGUGUUUCGUAACAGUGAUCGUGAACGCAGGUGAUAAUCACGGGGCCGCAAGUGUGAAACGAAGUGACGGCGAACUCUAUAAGAGAAAAGGAAAAUAGCAGGAGAGAAGAGAAAAAGAGACUCGAUCUGCGAACGGUGUCGAGGAGCGACGGGAGAUCUCAUUGAUCGAAACGUGAGACUAAUCAGUGAUCAGACGAUUCCUCGAGUGUACGCGACGGUGUAGAGCGCUACUCUCUCUUUCUCUCUCUCUCUCUCUCUCUCUCUCUC
Molecule: messenger RNA, 3089 nt
Organism: Harpegnathos saltator (Jerdon's jumping ant)
Lineage: Eukaryota; Metazoa; Arthropoda; Insecta; Hymenoptera; Formicidae
Product: protein lozenge
Exons: 6
Coding region: 952-2505 (517 amino acids)
Biological process (GO): regulation of DNA-templated transcription
Cellular component (GO): nucleus
Molecular function (GO): ATP binding; RNA polymerase II cis-regulatory region sequence-specific DNA binding; DNA-binding transcription factor activity, RNA polymerase II-specific
Source: RefSeq, a predicted model, not a curated record